Messenger RNA from Durio zibethinus, 1968 nucleotides. Its product is annotated as cytochrome P450 76A2-like. The record is from RefSeq and is a predicted model, not a curated record. Gene Ontology annotation, molecular function: monooxygenase activity; iron ion binding; oxidoreductase activity, acting on paired donors, with incorporation or reduction of molecular oxygen. Lineage: Eukaryota; Viridiplantae; Streptophyta; Magnoliopsida; Malvales; Malvaceae.
AUGGAUUUGACUCCAAGUUUUCUUGUUUGCCUUUUCAUAUUUUCAUCAUCAGCCUUGUUCUUAUUCUUCCGAAGAAGAAACUUCACCCCUGGCAAGCUCCCUCCAGGGCCACCAGGAUGGCCGAUUCUUGGAAACAUGUUCGACCUUGGCACCAUGCCACACCGGACCUUGACCGGCCUGAGAGACAAGUAUGGUGAAGUCAUAUGGCUCAGGUUAGGCACUGUGAACACCAUGGCAAUUCUUUCAGCAAAAGCAGCUGCUGAGUUGUUCAAGAACCACGAUCUCUCCUUUGCUGAGCGCAACAUCACAGAUACCAUGCGCGCCCACGAUUACCACAAAAGCUCCGUAGCUCUAGCCCCGUAUGGUUCAUAUUGGCGUGUGCUAAGGCGCCUAGUUACGGUCGAUAUGUUGGUCAACAAGCGGAUAAAUGAAACAGCUUCUAUACGAAGAAAAUGUGUCGAUAAUAUGCUGCAAUGGAUCGAAGAUGAGGCAUGCAAGGUGAAAGGAGAGUCACAUGGAAAUGGAAUUCAUGUGGCACGUUUUGUGUUUUUGUUGACAUUUAAUUUGCUUGGAAACCUUAUGCUGUCGCGUGAUUUGUUCGAUCCUGAUUCAAAGGAGGGUUCAGAAUUUUUCAUGACCAUGUUGAGCCUAAUGACAUUGUCCGGGCAAGGAAAUAUAGCAGAUUUUUUCCCGUGGCUGCAGUGGCUGGACCCUCAGGGAUUGAAAAGGAAGAUGGAGAAGGAUCUUGGUAAGGCUAUUGAGAUUGCCUCCAAGUUUGUGAAGGAAAGAAUGGAAGAGAAGAAGAUCGGGAAAGAUAAAAGGGAUUUCUUGGAUUUGUUGAUUGAGUUUGAAGGAAAUGGCAAGGACGAACCAGCCAAAUUAUCUGACAAAGACCUGAAUAUCUUCAUCCUGGAAAUAUUUUUGGCUGGUUCAGAAACAACAAGCAGCACCAUAGAAUGGGCAUUUACCGAGCUGCUUUGCAAUCCAGACACCAUGAUCAAGGCCAAAGCAGAACUUACUCGGGUGGUCGGGCCAAAUAGAAAGGUGGAAGAGAAUGACAUCGAAAAUCUUCAUUACUUGAACGCAGUAAUAAAAGAAACAUUUCGGUUACAUCCUCCAAUUCCAUUCCUUAUCCCAAGAAGGGCAAUCCAAGACACCAACUUUAUGGGGUAUCACAUACCCAAAAACACACAAGUUUUUGUAAAUGCUUGGGCAAUUGGAAGGGAUCCGGAAGUGUGGGUUGACCCUUUAUCCUUCAAGCCUGACAGGUUUAUUGGAUCUAAAAUCGAAUACAAGGGGAAUCAUUAUGAGCUAAUUCCUUUUGGAGCAGGAAGAAGAAUGUGUGCAGGUGUGGCACUAGCUGAUAGAGUUCUUCACCUUGUUUUAGGCUCAUUGCUUCACCACUUUGAUUGGGAACUUGGAGGCAAUGUGACCAAGGAGACAAUUGACAUGAAAGACAUAUUGGGUGUAACAAUGAGAAAGCUGGAGCCAUUACUAGCAGUUCCUAAAAAGCCUCGGACAUCCGCAGACUAGAGUAAAGCAAGUCAAUUUGAAACUUUAUGUAAGUUUAUUUUAUAAUAAUAUUAAAGCAUCUGAUGAAUAGUUUAUGUUACGUUUUUUUUUAUGAUUAGCAAAAUUGACAACAAAGGGUUGAUGAAAGGGCACUUGUCAAGACUCAGGAUCUCUGAAGGAAACUUCACCCAGGAUCACCAUUUCUUGCAUGGAAAUUGUGCCAAGCAGAUUUUUCAUUCAAUGUCUCGUACUGCAAAUUUCAUUAUAUUAUUUGGAUUUGGGACAAAAUUUAAUUUGAUCAAAUUUUAGGGUGAUUUCAAGAGAGACAGACUUCUGGUUUGUUUGAUGCUGAUUCAGUUUCCUUCGAACACCAGUGUUCCUGACUAUAAUUAAUUACAGUUAAUAAUCUUUUAAUUAGUCCUUGAAGCCAACGUGUAAUUAAAUUUGGCUGUCUUA